CCCCCCCGCGGCCCCCUCUCCGGGCGCCCUGCAAACCCGGAGAAGGGCGUUCGGCCCUCUCAGCGCCUUCCCCUUCCGCAGGCGCUUCGGACGCGGGGCUCGGACACCAUGAACCCCGACGGGGAUCCGCAGGAGCGCCCUGAGGGAGGAGCGGGGCGAGCGGGGCGGACGCCUCAGGCCGAAGAAGCUUUGGAAGACGCUUCGCUCCACUUCUCCAGGGAGCAGUGGGCAGAGGUGGGAGACGGGGAGAAAGGCGGGUACCGGGACGUGAGGAGGAACUCGGACGCGCUCGCCAGCCCAGGUCUCAGGGCCCCGCCACCGGCUUUCCUGUGUCACUGCCACAGACAGGCCACCGAGCUCCAGGAGGGGGACCGUGAGGACUCGGAUGAAGAACGGGCUCCGAGGCAGCAAGUGAAACCCUGGGUGGCCUUCAGAAGGGAACACAGUAAACACCAGAAGGUAACACCCAGGGUGCCAUUAAGCAAUGAAUAUAGUUUUAAGGAAUUGUCAGGAACAGCACAUUUGAUGACUGCAAGUGACUCAGAGCAUGCCCAGAAACCAGUGCCCCCUCCUGGAGAAGCAUGUGCCUUUGGAAAGCCCACUAGACAAAAAUCGGAACUCAGGAGAAAGGAGAUGGACGUGAAGAUGUGCAGCCUACGAGAAAGAAAGGGCCAUGUGCACCAAGAGGUCAGCGAGCCCCAGGAUGAUGACUACCUUUAUUGUGAGAAGUGUCAGAACUUCUUCAUCGACAGCUGUGCUGUGCAUGGACCCCCUACAUUUGUACAGGACAGUGCAGUGGACAAGGGGCAUCCCCACCGCUCAGCCCUCACCCUGCCCCCUGGGUUGAGAAUUGGGCCAUCAGGCAUCCCUGAGGCUGGGCUUGGAGUGUGGAAUGAGGCAGCAGACUUGCCUGUGGGUCUGCACUUUGGCCCCUAUGAAGGACACAUCACAGAAGAUGAAGAGGCAGCCAAGAGCAGAUACUCCUGGCUGAUCGCCAAAGGGAGAAACUGCUAUGAGUAUGUGGAUGGAAAGGACAGAUCCUGGGCCAACUGGAUGAGGUAUGUGAACUGUGCCCGGGAUGAUGAAGAACAGAACCUGGUGGCCUUUCAAUAUCAUGGGCAGAUUUUCUACCGAACCUGCCGGGUCAUCAGGCCAGGCUGUGAGCUGCUGGUCUGGUGUGGGGAUGAGUAUGGCCAGGAGCUGGGCAGCAAGUGGGGCAGCAAGUGGAAGAGACAGCUCGCAGCUCGGAAAGCAGAACCAAAGCCAGAGGUGCACCCAUGUCCCUCCUGCUCUCUGGCCUUCUCCAGUCAGAAAUUCCUCAGCCAGCAUGUGAAAUUCAAUCAUCCCUCUCAGAUUCUCCCGGGAACAUCUGCAAGAAAACACCUCCAAGCAGAGGAGCCCUGUCCAGAGGAUCAGAAUCAGCAGCAGCAACAUACUAGUACAUGCAGCUGGAAUGAUAAAGCUGAAGGUCAGGAAGUCAAAGAAAGGUCCAAACCUUUGCUUAAAAAGAUCAGUCAGAGGAGAAUCUCAAGACCCUCUUUCCAAACUUCCAAAGAACAAAUGAGGACCUCUAGUGAGCAUGAGAGAAUGAUGGAGGAGGAGCCCCGCAGAGGCCAGAAAGAGAGUCCAGAGGACACCGUCUGUACAAUGGAAAUGGGAACUCCAGCCUUUCCAUUUGACAUUCAAUGUUGAGUGUGCACAGACAGAAUCUGGCAAGAGGAUCACUGAGAUCACAAGUCCUGCUGAACAGCCUUCAGUGCCCUUGUCUUCCAGGUCUUUAGUGCUGGACAAAGGAAGAUAAGGACAGAGUAGGGGUCUGUAGCCAAAUUCAGAAUUUCAGCAGACCCCACUGUUUUUCCCACAUAGACUCAGCUGCCCUGAGAAGGAGGCCUGAGGUGGGAGAUUAACGACCCUCCAGGUCACCACCCUCUCACUGAGCCUGGGCAUCCUCAGAGCCCACCCCUUGCUGAGAACUGACACUGAGAACAGCACCUUCCUGCACUGGUGUGUUAGGAUAGAUGGUAAGCCAAGGCAGGGAGGACAAGGAAGACAGGUCUCACCCACUAACUCAGCAGUCCUGAGCCUGGUCCAAUUCUAUUGCCUAGAUGGUGCAGCAUCACAA
Molecule: messenger RNA, 2122 nt
Organism: Phyllostomus discolor (pale spear-nosed bat)
Lineage: Eukaryota; Metazoa; Chordata; Mammalia; Chiroptera; Phyllostomidae
Product: histone-lysine N-methyltransferase PRDM9-like
Exons: 12
Coding region: 109-1692 (527 amino acids)
Biological process (GO): regulation of DNA-templated transcription; positive regulation of reciprocal meiotic recombination
Cellular component (GO): nucleus
Molecular function (GO): recombination hotspot binding; histone H3K36 methyltransferase activity; protein binding
Source: RefSeq, a predicted model, not a curated record